AUGGCUUCAGAGAAUAAAUUUUACCCAAUCAAGAUCGGAUCAGCAUUGAACGACUCUACCCUAAAGAUCAACCAUACAUGUUUGAGAGUCAAGGAUCCAGCUAGAACCAUCGAUUUCUACAAGAAACAUUUCGGUAUGACCGUUCUUGGUUCCAAGGAUUUCCCAGAUGCCAAGUUCAGUCUACACUUCUUGACCUUCCCAAAGGACAACGUUGGGAAGACUGAAAAAGGUGAAACUGCUAUCUUCAGUGUAAGCGGUGUGUUAGAACUUACCCAUAACUGGGGAUCCGAAAGCGAUCCAGAAUUCAAGAUAAAUAAUGGUAACGAAGAACCAUACAGAGGAUUUGGCCAUAUCUGCUUUUCAGUCGCCAACAUCGAGGAAACCUGUAAAAGACUGGAAUCAGAAGGCGUCAGCUUCAAGAAGAGAAUGUCCGAUGGUAGGCAGAAAAAUAUAGCCUUUGCUUUGGACCCAGAUGGAUACUGGAUCGAACUCGUACAAUAUAUCAAGGAUACCGAGGAAUCUCCACGCAAGGACGUGGGCGACAAGUUUAACCACACUAUGAUCCGUGUCAAGGACGCUGAAAAAUCCUUAGAAUUCUAUCAAAACGUUCUAGGUAUGAAGAUCCUGCGUAAGACCGAUCACGAGAAUGCUAAAUUCACUUUAUACUUUCUCGGUUACGAAGUUCCCUCAGGACACAAUUCCAGUUCCGCAGAAGGUGUUCUAGAACUGACCCACAACUGGGGAACAGAGAACGAUCCAAACUUCAAGUAUCAUAACGGUAAUGACAAACCACAGGGCUAUGGUCACAUCUGUGUCAGUUGCGAUGACCCUGCGCUUUUGUGUCAUGAAAUCGAGGGUAAGUACGGUGACAAGAUUCAAUGGGGUGUUAAGUACAACCAAGGUAAGAUGAAGAAUCUAGCAUUCAUCAAGGACCCAGAUGGAUACUCUAUCGAAGUUGUUCCAUCCUACCUAACUUUAUAA
Torulaspora delbrueckii is the source of this 981-nucleotide messenger RNA. RefSeq names its product lactoylglutathione lyase GLO1 (gene GLO1). The transcript has a single exon. The record is from RefSeq and is a predicted model, not a curated record. Lineage: Eukaryota; Fungi; Ascomycota; Saccharomycetes; Saccharomycetales; Saccharomycetaceae. Bases 1 to 981 code for a protein of 326 amino acids. Gene Ontology annotation, molecular function: metal ion binding; lactoylglutathione lyase activity.